Fibroporia radiculosa is the source of this 1143-nucleotide messenger RNA. RefSeq lists its product as uncharacterized. Gene Ontology annotation, biological process: endoplasmic reticulum calcium ion homeostasis. Gene Ontology annotation, molecular function: calcium ion binding. The transcript has 7 exons. NCBI's taxonomy places the organism in Eukaryota, Fungi, Basidiomycota, Agaricomycetes, Polyporales, Fibroporiaceae. Bases 1 to 1143 code for a protein of 380 amino acids. The record is from RefSeq and is a predicted model, not a curated record. Gene Ontology annotation, cellular component: endoplasmic reticulum.
AUGGCCUCUCUUCUCCUAAAAUACAUCUCGCCCCCGCAGGUGGACCUCUCGCCCGACUAUGAUGGGCUAGAAUACCGAUGGAAGGGAUUGACUUUCCGACCAGCUUUCUUCCAGCUCGAGCCGUUUCUCCUGGCAGGAGUCGUUGUGUAUGCUCUUUUAUACAUAUGGGGGAAGAGGUCGAAUGAGGCCCGGGUGACCAAAUGGUAUGAGACACACCUGCCCAUUCUUCAAGCCCAGUUCUCCAAACCGACCGCCCAGGAUCUCAUUCGAGAUGGAAACUCUGAUUGGUUCAUAUUUUCUACCGGACGUCGCGCGUUGACCUCGUUGCACACCACGUUCACCAUUCGACCGAGGCACGAUCUACUUCAGUAUCUUUUCCAGGUGGGCCGAGGCCUCAUUGAGCUCGACUACCAACCAUACGACGAGGUCGAACUCGACUUCACCUUCAGGGACAUGCCUGGCAAGGAGAACGCAGUUCCUGAUUGCGUGUGGGCAAUCGUAGCGAAGGACGAAAUCAAGGGCAUCAAGAGCAAGAGAUGGGAUUUGAGCUUUGCCAAGACGGCUGACCUGUCGAGCUUACCACCCUCGCUUACCGUCAUGUCAGAGUUCGCCGACGUCACCACCACCUUGCUCAAGCCCAUCGGCUCGCUCGACCUGCCCGCGGUCCUUUCCAACCCCUCGAUUCUGCCCUACUUCCGCUCUCUCUCGCUCACCGACCAGCCGCGCAGGCGCCCCGCGCUCCCUACGCCUGCCGCCGAGCGCACGAGGCAUCUCAUCCUUUCGCUCGCGCUCCCCCCGUCCUCGGACGCCGCUGCGACGAUUCCGCUCUUGACUGCUGCGCUCCAGCUCGUCGAUGUGAUAGCCGGCGAGGGUAAGAAUACUCUCCGUGGCGGGUUGAACACGCAACUGCGUCCGGAGACGCGAGUGAAACUCAAAAAGAAGCGUGAGGAAGUAGACAAGGAGAUCAGAGACGACGCUGCGAAGGAGAAACGCGAGGAACAAGCGGAGGAGAAGGCUGCAGCGAAGAAGAAAGCCGAGCAGGAGAAGCUGUCCAGGCUGAGUGCUGCGGAGCAGAAAAAGGCUCUGGAGCGCGAGAAGAAGCGCGCAAUGCGUAAAACACAGGGCAGAGUCAAGAUGCGGUGA